AUGAAAAUCCGUUUACACAAAAGUCGUUUUUUACUUUCACUCAUAGCUCUAAUAUAUGUAAUAUGUUUUGCUACAAUGUGGUACGACGACAGCGAGAGCGAAGUGGUCAAUCAGAUUCCGCAUAAGCCCUCAUAUUUUAACCCCAUGUAUCGUCAUACAGACACGCUUAUUAUGAUUCCUUGUCAUGGUGUCUUAAGAUCUUUGAACGCUUACGAUUGGCAGAACCAAAGUUUGUGGGAAUUCGAGAAGCAUCAGCUUCGUGAUGGUGUAACUUUACCUUUUUGUCUUGCAUCUCAUAUUCGACGAGCAUUACAGAUUUUGAAAGAGAGAUUUGAUUCCUCUAUAUUGAUUUUUUCGGGAGGUCAGACCAAAGUCAGUGCGGGGCCCCGUAGCGAAGCUCUAAGUUAUUAUCUUGUGGCUGAGGAAACCAAUUUAUUUGGUCUCUUCAAUUCCAGUGUUCAGAUUAGGAAUGCUCUUGAAAGGCGAAUCUUUACUGAAGAAUUUGCUCGGGACUCAUUGGAAAAUUUGUUGUUUAGUAUCGCACGUUUUUACGAAAUAACAGGUCAUUUUCCAGAAUCGAUCAUCGUUGUUGGAUGGAAACACAAAAAAGAGCGCUUUUUGAAAUACCAUAGACAGGCCUUACGUUAUCCAGCGGAAAAUUUUUUUUAUAUAGGGCUUGCAUUUGAGGACGCAGCUCCCUUUGUGAGGGAUCUGGAACCGUAUCGGCUUGCUUUACCAUAUAAUGAUGCCAUUGCUCUUUCUUAUGUUAGUAAGGAUAUGUAUCUUUGUACUGCUGGGAAAGAAACGAAAAAUAAAAGAAAUCCCCAGUUUCGUUACCCGCCUUAUGGGAUAACUUGCCCCCCCCUUCUUCCGCUGCUGCGACACUGUGGUCCGCAUCUUAUUGAUCGCAGUCUGGUUCCAUGGAAGUAA
Messenger RNA from Trypanosoma cruzi, 930 nucleotides. RefSeq lists its product as uncharacterized. Bases 1 to 930 code for a protein of 309 amino acids. The record is from RefSeq and is a predicted model, not a curated record. NCBI's taxonomy places the organism in Eukaryota, Euglenozoa, Kinetoplastea, Trypanosomatida, Trypanosomatidae. The transcript has a single exon. Gene Ontology annotation, cellular component: cytoplasm.